Leptinotarsa decemlineata (Colorado potato beetle) is the source of this 1055-nucleotide messenger RNA. It is a transcript of the gene magu, whose product is annotated as SPARC related modular calcium binding-like protein magu. The record is from RefSeq and is a predicted model, not a curated record. Lineage: Eukaryota; Metazoa; Arthropoda; Insecta; Coleoptera; Chrysomelidae. Gene Ontology annotation, molecular function: protein binding; calcium ion binding.
CCAGUCCACCCGGUACACUGACCACCAUAAUUCACAAACUCCACUUCUCUUAGUACCUAGUGUUGGUCAAUAUGCGCUUACGUAUACGAAGUACGAAGAAAAUUCUCAGACCCAGACUCAGUGGCAGACUAGACGUUUGUUGAGUAUCAUCGGUGAACUGAAAAAUGAUGCAACGCACGUGGUGAACGACAAGUGAGAGUGUUAUGGUGGAGUAAAUGAACUGAACAGAUUUUCGGAUAAUCUCGGAAAUGUGGCUGAAUGUGAUAUUCCCUUUCACAGGGUAUUUUAUUGUUGUAGCUGCCACGAGAACCUGUAAUCCGAAAUCUUGUGGUGGUGAAGCAGAUGAUCAGAAAGCAGUAUGUGGUUCGGACGGUCUAACCUACCCAAAUCGUUGUAUUUUUGCAUUAGCACACUGUGAAAACCAGAAUCUGACUUUAACGAAGAGGGGACCCUGUAAGAAGCAGCGAACCUGUUCAGAUUGGCAACUCGUUUUAGAAGACAACCCAGCGUACAAUAAUAGAGACUCUGGACGAAACGAGAGUGAUAAAGUAGUUAUAACAUGGAAAUUCCAAGCUCUGGACCAAAAUAAUGAUAAUGUACUUGAUAAAGCUGAGUACAAGGAUCUCAGAAAAAUUGUCAAAAAAGCAGUAAAACCAAAGAAGUGUGCGAGAAACUUUCCACGCAGUUGUGAUAUCGAUAGAGAUGACCGAAUUAGUUUACAAGAAUGGGGAAACUGUUUGACAAGAGAUGGUCGAAUGGAUUUAAACGUUUCUUUGCGUGUGUUCUUGUCGCUGAAUGCAGACGGGCAUGGCCAGAACACAUACAAUGAUAAUGGAGACUACAAUGAAGAUUACGGAGAUUCUUUCAGCCCGCAGAAGUCGCCGCCGCAUGGAGUCCUUAGUUCGACGGUAGUGGGACCAAUGGGCAGUUAUGAAGACGAAUCAGCUGACGUGGCGGACGAUCCGACUGAUUGCUUCUCUGACAGAACAACAGCUAUGUCUGAAGGUGGUCAACCAUAUGUUCCUGAAUGUACUCCUGAUGGUCGAUACCAUAAG